This is a messenger RNA of Dalotia coriaria, 2635 nucleotides long. Its product is annotated as high affinity cationic amino acid transporter 1-like. The coding region runs from base 282 to 2117 and encodes 611 amino acids. Gene Ontology annotation, cellular component: plasma membrane. Gene Ontology annotation, molecular function: L-lysine transmembrane transporter activity; L-ornithine transmembrane transporter activity; L-arginine transmembrane transporter activity. NCBI's taxonomy places the organism in Eukaryota, Metazoa, Arthropoda, Insecta, Coleoptera, Staphylinidae. The transcript has 7 exons. Gene Ontology annotation, biological process: L-ornithine transmembrane transport; L-arginine import across plasma membrane. The record is from RefSeq and is a predicted model, not a curated record.
UGUCGAAAAGUUCUAGUCGCACAUCGCGCCUCCACUCGCGAACAUGAUGCUGACAAAAUUCUGCACGGUGAAAAACUAAUUACAAUCAAUUAUUAUAACCAACACGCUUUUAAUUACCAACAAGUGCGCGUUUAAAAUAUAAGUUUAAAUACUCAUCGAAAAUUUAGUGUGAAGUGAACCAAAGUGAACUCAAAUUAAUUCCGAAUUAAAACCGUGUCAACAAACACAUUAAAAAUACUUAAGUGAUAGCAAGAUCCUUGUAUUAAAAAAAAUAAAUAAAGAUGAAUAAUUUUUGUGCGGCGCUGGGCCGCAAGAAACCCUUGCUCGAUGAAGAAAGUAAAUUAGCACGAGUCCUCAACUUAUUGGAUUUAACUGCCCUUGGAGUAGGAUCAACCCUUGGUGUAGGCGUCUACGUCCUGGCAGGAGCAGUUGCCCGGAACGAAUCAGGCCCAGCGGCUUGUUUAUCCUUUCUAGUCGCCGCAAUAGCAUCAGCAGCCGCAGGUAUUUGUUAUGCGGAAUUUGCGUCUCGGGUCCCAAAAGCAGGGAGCGCAUAUGUCUACUGUUAUGUGACAGUCGGUGAAUUCUCGGCGUUCAUUAUAGGUUGGAAUCUCAUCCUCGAAUAUGUCAUUGGAACCGCUAGUGUUGCACGUGCACUCAGUAACUACAUAGAUGCCUUAGUGGGUAACGUGAUGCAAGAAAAACUUACCCUUCUUAUGCCCAUCAACAUAGACUUCAUGUCACCAUUUCCGGAUUUCAUGUCCUUUGCAUUCGUCAUCGUCCUCACUGGAUUAUUGAUCAUGGGAGUAAAAGAAUCAACAUUCCUAAACAACAUUUUCACUGCGUUGAAUUUGUGUACAGUUGGAACUGUCAUGGUAGUUGGAAUAAUGAACAUUAAUGUUGACAAUUGGAAAAUCGCCAAAGAAGAUAUCCCAGAACAAUUCGCUGCAAAAGCCGGAGAAGGUGGUUUUCUACCUUUUGGAAUGGCAGGUGUCAUGGCGGGUGCUGCGAAAUGUUUCUAUGGUUAUGUAGGAUUUGACUGCGUUGCAACUACCAGUGAAGAAGCUAAAAACCCAAAAAGAAACAUUCCCAUUGCAAUUUGUUUAUCGCUACUCAUCAUAUUCGCUUCUUAUUUCGGUAUGUCAAUGGUACUGACGCUGAUGUGGCCGUACUACGAUCAGGAUCCAAAGGCACCGUUUCCAUACGUCCUAGAACAAUUAAACUACCCCACAAUUAAAUUAAUCGUCACCGGUGGCGCCAUCUUUGCUUUGUGUACAAGUAUGUUAGGCGCCAUGUUUCCCUUGCCCAGAGUAAUCUACGCCAUGGCUGAUGAUGGAUUAUUAUUCCAAGCCUUCGCCAAGGUUAAUCCAAGGACAAAAACACCUGCGCAAGCUACUUUAUUAGCUGGCCUUCUUUCAGGUGUAAUGGCCGCCUUGUUUGACCUUGAUCAACUCAUCAACAUGAUGUCAAUCGGUACACUGUUGGCAUAUACAAUCGUAGCAAUUUGCGUGUUGAUUCUGCGAUAUGUACCACUGGUGGAAAACGAGUACCUGCCAGAGGAUAAUUCAGUGACGUUGAAUCAACUUGGCAAAAGCGCGUUUAAUUUAAACAACGUUAAAGAACCAAGUCGACAUACGUCCACCAUUACAAACGUUACCCUUUUAGUGUAUUGCUUGCUGGCAUCCUUCUUCUGCGGUUUAGUUAUUUAUUAUCUUGACUUUUCUGAUGGCGCAUCCACCGCCAUCUUUGUUUUUCUUUUACUGGCUAUGAUCGUGGCAAUCGUGGUCAUAUACCGACAACCAAAAGCUGAUGCGGAUCUUACUUUCAAGGUACCAUUAGUGCCGCUGAUACCCCUCCUGAGUAUACUCUUUAAUAUUUAUUUAAUGCUCGAGUUGGAUCUGCAAACAUGGGUGCGUUUCAUCGUGUGGUUAAUCGUCGGAUUCCUAAUUUACUUCGGCUAUGGCAUCCGUCACAGUAAAGUCCCAUCAACAUUGGCGCCCUCCACACCAAUGAAACCAAUGCCCGACGCUAUAACAGCCAGUAACGCAACCAUCAUGACAACCGAUUCGCUAAACAGCGAACUGAAUCAACGCCAGCGUCAACUUAACCUCAAAUCAUAACUAGUACUCAAAUAUUAUUCCAAUACUACGCUACUAGUAAAAAUUGCUUUUAUAAAUGUUUUUCACAUGAAAACAGGAAACAAAAGAUGAAUGAGCACAUAGAUUAUUAUCACCCAUCUUUCGUCAUCGUCAUGGCGCUUAGUUUUUACGAAUAUGCAAUUUAAUAGGUAUAUAACUUAUUGUUUAAUUGUUAAUGAUAGGAUUGUGCUCAUUUCUUGACGAUUUUUCAUCCGAUAAAACCUCAAGUGGAAUCUCGUUCGAUAUUGACGGUUAUCUUGAGAUUGAGGCGAUUAGCGCGAAUGCUUAAAUUGUACACGGUUUAAUCAGUUCGCGCUGUACAGUGACUUACUCGUACGUUCACUUGUAUCUGGACGUUCCAAUCAUUUAUACCAUUACUCAUUAGUGAAGUAAAUAAACUGUGAAAAUAUUUAAGUAUUUAAGAAAAUUGUGCUGCAUCAUUUUAAUCGUUUAACGUUUAACUUCUGUGUGUAUAAGAAAAAUAAACUUGUGAUAUUUAA